GGCACUUGUCUCUUUUAUUCAUAGAGAUGGAGAGAAUAGAAGCGCGAGAGGAGCAUAUACUAAACACGGCCAAAAUAGAGAGUGAAUAGAAAGAGAGUGAAAUUAAGGAUUCUGAAACUGGGUUGUGCUCGGGAGGAAGUCAUAAAUCGAUCCACGGAGUCAGAAUUCUGUUUGGAGGUCGUUAGAAGUCUCGUCGGAGCUUCGUCGGAGUUUCGUCGGAGAGUCGCCGGAAAAACCAGAAAAAUGAACUUCAACCAUACUUCGAAAGGUGGGUAUGGUUGCGAAGAGGGAGAUCUCAAGAGCGUCAUGGUGUCGACGAAAUCGAAUUCGGACGUCGGAUGAGGGAGAACCGAGCCUCCGAACUUUGAGCAAAAAUCUGUCAAAUCCAGAUCGUUCGUUUGACGUCCAAACGACGAACCGUUUUCACCUACAGGAUCGUGAGAACGAGGAGAAUAUUUUGAAACGAAGAUCUGGAAUCUCCAGAGCUUUCACAGAAUCGGAUUUCGUCAUAUAUAAGAUAUGACAGGUGUGGUAAAUUGAGGAUGACUUUGGCAAUGCACAAUGAUCGAUGGAGGAUUUUGGUUUAAAAGGUUUUUCACAUAUUGAUGUACUCCGAAAUCAUUAUUUUUACGAUUCGGGUUUUGAGCAUGCAUGAUAGUUUACGUUAGUCAAAUAUGAUCAUUAAAUUGAGUUGAGCGUGAACGGAGUAGACGAGAUUGAUAGUAUGGGUUUGGUGAAUCCUGAAUUUAACGAAGAUGGAUUAAUGAAUUGAGAAUAUGAUUUUAGUAAAUUGUUAUGAUGAG
Linum tenue is the source of this 803-nucleotide messenger RNA. Lineage: Eukaryota; Viridiplantae; Streptophyta; Magnoliopsida; Malpighiales; Linaceae. The record is from the annotation of a GenBank genome assembly.